This is a messenger RNA of Anthonomus grandis grandis, 926 nucleotides long. RefSeq names its product NADH dehydrogenase [ubiquinone] flavoprotein 2, mitochondrial (gene ND-24). Gene Ontology annotation, biological process: mitochondrial electron transport, NADH to ubiquinone. The record is from RefSeq and is a predicted model, not a curated record. Gene Ontology annotation, molecular function: NADH dehydrogenase activity. NCBI's taxonomy places the organism in Eukaryota, Metazoa, Arthropoda, Insecta, Coleoptera, Curculionidae. Bases 133 to 864 code for a protein of 243 amino acids. The transcript is spliced from 6 exons.
CCUCAUUUGUCAACAUAUUUUGACAACUUAAGAAAAUCUCUGGAUUUAGGGGCUCUUUUGAGUUUUGACGAAAGAAAAUAGCAAAAUUAAAGGGUUCUUUUAAUAAAUCCUUAAUAAUUUGAAUUAGCAACAAUGUUACCGACCUUAAGAACAAUUGCAAAUGGCCUGGGACGAUCUUUGGGGCUUAGAAGCCUGCAAACGACGGCCAGCCUACAAAGUGAUGCCCUCUUUGUUCAUAGAGACAGUCCCGAAGACAAUCCAGAUAUUCCUUUUGAAUUUACCCCAGAAAAUAAAAAGAGGGUUGAGGCAAUUAUGGCAAUUUAUCCAGAAGGUCACAAAAGAGCUGCCAUGAUCCCUUUGUUGGAUUUGGCUCAGAGACAGUAUGGGUGGUUGCCAAUUUCUGCAAUGCACCAUGUAGCUGAGAUUCUUAACUUACCAAGGAUGAGAGUGUAUGAAGUUGCCACAUUUUAUACUAUGUUCAUGCGGAAACCGACUGGAAAGUACCAUAUCCAAGUAUGCACUACAACUCCAUGUUGGUUAAGAGGAUCAGAUGAAAUCAUGGACUGCAUCAAGAAAGAAUUAAAUUUGGAGAUUGGAGAAACCAGUAAAGAUAAAAUGUUUACCCUAUCUGAAGUUGAAUGCUUAGGAGCAUGCGUAAAUGCCCCUAUGGUACAAAUUAAUGAUGAUUAUUAUGAGGAUUUGACUGUAAAUGACACAGAAGAGAUUUUAAAUGACCUCAGAGCUGGGAAGAAACCCAAGCCAGGUCCAAGGAGUGGAAGAUUUGCAUGUGAACCUCUGGGUGAACCCACUUCACUUAAAGGGGAACCCACACCAGCAGGUUUUGGAGUAAGAUCAGAUUUGUAAAGUGAAUCAAAUAGAAAAAUGUUUCAAGAAUACUGUAAUAUAAAUGUUAAUUUAUAAAAUUG